GAGGUGCGUUAGAUCAUUUUGCACAACAUGGACACAGGUAGGCUAAUAUUUAAGUAGCUGAACUUAGUGAAAUUAAUUUACAGAGUAUGGGAUGAAUUGCAAGACGCUGUUUUUGUUGUUUUUGUUGUCGCCUACCAGUGCGCUUCCUAGCCUAUAGUAGCUAGUUUGCUAGUAUUUAAGCAGAAUAACGUUACAUGAGAAAAGCUGCCUUGUUGUCUGCACCGCUCUGCGCUUGAAAGAAGAAGAUGAUGUUUGGCUCAGACAGGUGAGAGAGAUGCAACAUGGGCAGGAAUGGACCAAAGUGUGACUCCAGGGGGCCAAAGAGUCAGCUAUCAUGUCACAAAGCAACCUGCGUCGGCUCCUCCACCCGGAGCUGAGCCCCCGGUGGAGUGUGUGUGAAAGGGGACCCAGCCAGCCUCCAUGGCUCACUUGUCAGACCCGUCCCGCAGGGAGAAAACCCCCGGGACCCAAGGGUCACACACGGCUGCACGCAACCUCUUACGAAAGAAGGAGCAACGCCGACGUGGAAUCCGAUCCUCCUCACCCAUGGGCCGGGUCAUCCUCAUCAACUCUCCUGUGGAUGGUGGAGAUGAGAGUGAGGACCUCCAUACGAUCACAGUGGAUAAGAGUGUGGACGGCAAGCUCGGCUUCAGCGUGCGUGGAGGCUCGGAGCAUGGCCUCAGCAUCUUUGUCAGUAAGGUGGAGGACAACAGUACAGCAGAGGAGGCAGGCCUGUUUGUAGGUGAUAAACUGGUGGAGGUGAACGGUGUCAGCCUGGAGAGCAUAACGAUGAGCAGCGCUGUGAAGGUCCUGACAGGCAACAACAGGCUGAGGAUGGUGGUGAGACGCGUUGGCAAAGUCCCCGGCAUCCGCUACUCCAAGGAGAAGACGACCUGGGUGGACUUGAUACACAGGCGUAUGGUGGUGGAGGAGAGCGGACAGACACCUUCGGAUGCCAGCUCAGGAAGCGCUCUCCAAAGGAUCGUCCACCUUUACACCACCUCAGACGACUACUGCCUGGGCUUCAACAUCAGGGGGGGGAAGGAGUUUGGUCUGGGCAUCUAUGUUUCCAAACUGGAUCCUGGUGGGCUGGCUGAGCAGAAUGGAAUAAAGAUGGGGGACCAGAUCCUGGCUGCCAAUGGAGUGAGCUUUGAGGAUAUCAGCCACAGCAGUGCCGUGGAGGUGCUGAAGAGCCACACGCAUGUCAUGCUGACCAUCAAGGAAGCAGGACGAUACCCCGCUUACAAAGAGAUGGUGGCAGAAUACAGAUGGCUCAAUAAGCUGGCCAAUGGCACUCAGAAAUCUUCCUCCCAGGGUUCAGACUCCAACUCCUCAGCCUCCUCUCUGUCGUCUGGGACUCCUGUCAGCUCUCUGAGCGGCCUGUCGCAGGUCAUGUUCCCUCCCAGCCUGCAUUUUGGUUUAGACAUGGUGGAUGUCUGCAUCUCUACUGAGGACCGGAGGUCUGAGUCAGAGCAAACCGAGACCGCCUCGCAGACGGACCUUCCCUCUCAGAAGACGGGUGCAGAAACCACUCGCAGCCUGGGACGGACCACUCUGCUCAAAGACACGGUGAUCCGUGGAGAGGAGGUCAGGGAGAGUCGAGAGUCCCCCAAGACGUCGGUGCUGCUGGCUCUAAGCAGACCGAGCCGACUAAUCAGCAGAUCCCAGAGCCAAGUCACCGUGGCAGAGAUCAAGCAGGAGAAAGAGAAGAAGCAGAAAGGGAAGCAGCCAGAGGAGAGGAGCACCCUGCAGCGCUCAAAAACCUUCGUCAACUUGCUAUUCAAGGGUGGACGCACUUCCAGGGGCCGCUCCAAGUCGCCAUCCACACACAAGGCUGGCAAAGGGGGACGACAGCUCAGUGCGAUGCCAAAUUCAGAGAUGCUUGGAGUGGUGGAGGACAUGGCCCGCAGGCUGCUGACUGAGGAGGAGGUGGCUGCUGUGAUGGAGACGUGCCGAAGGUACGUGGCAGAGCAGUCAGUGGAGAACUUGAUACGCCACCUGCUGGCCGUGCUGGACAGACCUGAGAAGCUGCUGCUGCUGAGAGAAGUCCGGAUGCUGCUAUCUCCUGCUGACUUGAGUGCAUUUAAUAACAUGGUGACCCCUAUCGAAGUCGAGGCCUACGAUAUCCUCAAGUAUCGCUCAAUCCAAACUCCUCCUCUUCGCUCUCCCACAUCUGGUCGAGUACCCAAACGGCGCCUCAUCACUCCCAUCCCGGAUUACAGGGGAAGAUUUGAGCUCCACAAUGCUGAGGAGGUGGAGAAGGAGAGCCACCUACUGGAUGAGCUGGAGAAGCUCAGCGUGUCUCGGCCCCGGAGGUCCAGGGAGAAGUCCCAUCUCUCCAGGUCCUUCACCCCGCUCCUGGACAUACCAGUGGACGGAUAUAACACAGAGUCCAGAGACCUCAGACCCCCCUCUGCCAGCCCCAUGCUCCCCAACUGGCUGCUGGCAAGCAGCCAAGACUCCCGGCCUCCCAUACGAACAGACAUCGGCACGAUUCGCUCCGUCCACUUUGACGAGGUUUCGCUGCACUCCACUUCUGACAAGGGGGACACGGCCUCAGAGAGAGGAAGGUCCCCGUUUAGAAACGGCCACUCCAAAAGCAAAAAGGAGCAGAGUGGAGACAGGAGUAACGAAACGGUGUUCAUGCUGCAGAGUGCUGCUCGCAGGAGUCGGCCCUUGUUGUCGCAGGUGUUCAGAUCGAGUCCGGAUCAGCGAGCGGCGAGUGAACAGAUGAACGGACAUCAGGCUUCCUCUGAGAACGGACUCAACGGCUCCGAGCCGGAACAGGAGUACGAGCUCAAAACUGUCAGCAUCUCCAAGACCAAACAGUCACUGGGUAUCAGUAUAUCUGGUGGGAUGGAGUCGAGGGUUCAGCCAGUGGUGAAGAUUGAGAAGAUCUUUCCUGGAGGAGCCGCCUCCACCUGUGAAGUGCUCAAGGCUGGGUUUGAGUUGGUGUCUGUGGACAGAGUCUCCCUGCAGGGCGUAACCCAUCAGCAUGCUGUCGACAUCAUCCGAAAAGCCUUCAGCAAUAAGGCCAAAGACCCCAUGGUGUUUGUGGUCAAAGUCCCCAAAACCAUUUUGAAAGGAGACUGACACUCUUAUCAUGAAUUUUGAAAAAUGCUUCUGGGACUAAACACAUGAACUCUAGCCCAAACACACUGAUCUGAGGGCAGGUAUGCAAUGUUGCCAUUCAUGGUAAAGUUAGGAAUAAUUACAUGGACUCUGGUGACUGUUGUGCAACUACGUUGGGAAACAAAAAUGGCCCAAGGCAGCAGAUCAUGGGACUUCCGAAGGAUAAAGCAAAUAAUAUGAGAGAAAUAUUGACACGAAAACACUCAGAGUAAACACAUAAGCAACAAAAGUUGACAGUAAAUACAUUUGUGUCCAAAAAGCCUGAAAUCAUGAAAAAAGAAAUGGUGCUCCUGAUGCCUUAAUAUGUCACUUCAUCACAACCCUGGGGCCAAUGCCUGUCAAAAAAAAUUUCAUGUCAUGUAACAUACAAUCCUCUUUUACAAAAAGUAGUGCAGAAGUGAAUGUUUGUUUGGAAUUUUUAAAAAUGUGCAGGAUGACAAACUGCAACUUGUAAAUGGAGUGCCUUUAAAAGCCCUGUUCAGGCUUCACACGGUCAUAGUCUCGCAUUGCCAGACCUUCCUUCACAGCACUGCGGAGGAGGGUCUGGCGAGUCCAGAAAGCAUUCCGGGAUGGGAAAAAAAACGUGCUCUGGUGUAGUGGCAUUUCUUUAAACCAAUCAAAAUCAUCCUGGGAAGCACUAAACGCCGUACGGAGCAACGGCGCCUCUGCAAAAUAGCCUCAGGAAGGAACUUGUUUUGGUGGAACGUGUGUAUAUUCAGAAGU
Molecule: messenger RNA, 3855 nt
Organism: Perca flavescens (yellow perch)
Lineage: Eukaryota; Metazoa; Chordata; Actinopteri; Perciformes; Percidae
Product: PDZ domain-containing protein 7
Exons: 18
Coding region: 421-3093 (890 amino acids)
Biological process (GO): sensory perception of sound; auditory receptor cell stereocilium organization
Cellular component (GO): cilium; stereocilium tip; plasma membrane
Molecular function (GO): protein binding
Source: RefSeq, a predicted model, not a curated record